Molecule: messenger RNA, 1494 nt
Organism: Drosophila biarmipes
Lineage: Eukaryota; Metazoa; Arthropoda; Insecta; Diptera; Drosophilidae
Exons: 2
Coding region: 54-1325 (423 amino acids)
Source: RefSeq, a predicted model, not a curated record
ACUUUUCGCACCAGCGGACGCACCGUAAGCCGAACCGCCAAACACUAUCGACAAUGCCGCAUUCCAAGCUGCACCUGUGGGCGGUGAUUGGACUCCUCCAACUGCUGACCUUUUCCGCCACCGCCGAGGAUCAGCUGAGAAACAACACGAUAGUGGUGCACACUCCCCUGCAGAACUACGAACAGCCAACUCUGCGGGACUACGAGGAAUGCCAGCAAAACCGGGAUAAUUGCAUUAAUGUUUGCGACUACAACAAGGCCUGCGAGGAUGAGUGUCCUGUUUGUCCGGAGCUCUACGAAAGAACCCUCAUGGUUCAGGGCAUUAACGAUACGGACAUAGUGGCACCUCCAAAAGCCCCCAUUAACACCACAAACAUAAUUCGCCUCACCAACGAGAUCAACAACAUAAUCGAGCACCAAAUCCAGAACCGAAACGAGGUCAACGUGAAGGUGAAUCAGAAUGUCUCCCAGGUGGGAGGACGCUUUGGACUGGGCUACAAUGACCAGGGAUCCUGUUGCUAUGUAGUACGCUUGGAUCGGGAGUGUGAGCAGGGAGGUGGCCGUGACUGCAGGGAGAAGAGCCGCCUGCGGGUUUGUGGCGAGAGGUGUCAGGCCAGAGUGAUGUUGGCCAAGAGAGUGGUCCAAUGCGAUGCCGAGGAUUCGGACCAGUGCCACGAGACCAUCGAGUAUGUGCCGAGGAGGAGGAGAUCCCACUCCAGGAAGUCCAAAACACAGUGCCAGUACUUUGGCAACAGUUGGCCCUAUUUCUCCUGUGGCCAAAACCCCGGACAAAAUGCAGCCUUGGCUCCGCCACCGAGGGUUAAGCGCUCCACUUGCCAGCAGUGUCUCAAUUAUCCCUAUGGAUACAUACUCCAAAAUGGUCUGCCCGCCGAAUGUGCAGGUUGCUUCCAGGGAUUCGGAGCUCCCAUGAUGCCCAUCUAUAAUUCUCCCUACAUGUACAACCCAUUCAUGCCCUAUCCUCCGUUUGGCAACUACCCUGGCUUCAAUAACAACGGAAAUAGCAAUGGAAACAUCUUUGGAGGUGACAAUGCAAAGAAAGAUGACAAUAACAAGGUUGAUAGCAUCAUAGCGGGAUCUGGAGACGAUGGUUGGAUCUUAUGUGACGAUGAUAACAUCGAAAACUGCCUAGGAGAAAAGGAUACUAAGGUCCCACAAAAAGAACCCCCUGCUCAUGUGGAAAAGCCAUCGGAGGACGACCGGGAUUCGGAGGAGUACAACGUCGAAAUCAUGAGGAGAAGACGCCGCCAGAGCCGCCGCAACUUUGUUCGGUCCGCCUACAGUAAACGCAAUCGCGACAACAACUGAUCUAUCCAAAUAUAAUAAUAAAACUCUUGAGAUUUUCUGCAAGCCCUUUGCCUAAACAUCUUAUAGUAUUUUUGGUCAGCCAAAACACAGAAUAAUUUAUAAAAGUACUACUACACUCGCCAUUUGUAUAUAAUAUUCUACCGAAUAAAGGAUAAUUUCGAACCCCUUA